AUGAAACCUUCGCAAAAUCACGUUUACCUCAGUUUAAUAAAUGUUUUCUCUUUCGACUCCAAACAUUCAGUCACCAUGCUCAGAACUAACUAUUUCAAAGUAGACGAAGAUGUAAAAUUCAAAAUUUACAAAGAAUUUAAUAUAAAUCCCGAGCACGUACAACGUGACGUUCAGAUUAUCAAAGAUUGGGUAAAACAGCAGCCACAUUUACCCGAAAAAAUCGAAGGUGGGUUUUCAACAGUCCUCAAACCUUUUAACGCCUUAUUUUUAGAUGACUUCAUUCAGAUAUCGUUGAUUCGUAGCAAAUUCAAAAUUGAAACAACGAAAGAAAAUAUUGAUAAGUACUAUACUUUGAAGGGGAGGAAAGUGGACGAAAUUUUAAAAAUUCCUUCCGAAAUACCGGAUGGAAAGAAACAAUUUUUUUUCAUAACGCCUUUGCCACAACUCACUGAUAAUCUUGAAAGAAUCAUCAUCUUCAAGGUGAAAAAUGCAGCUCUUGCCAACGAAAAUGAUAUUUUAAAUUUUUUUAAAUACUGUCUUUUUAUGAACGAGUUUGCAAUUCGUUGCGAUUAUAGCUUGAAUGUUCGACUUGUUGAAGAUCUGGAAGGACUUACGAAAGAUGUUUUCCUGAAAUGUGCGAAGACAAUAGGACACAUAUUUAAACCGUACAACGAAGCUUAUUUUGCUCGAAUCGCUGGUAUUGAAUUUCUUAACGCGCCUCCAUUUUUUGAACUUGUUGUCAAGUCGAUAAAGUCGCCACCUAUGAAUAUGGUUCUAGGUGAAAAACUUGCAAACAGAAUUAAUAUUCACAGAGAUUACGAAUCUCUUCAUAAACUUGUAAAUAAGGCUUCCUUGCCACAAGAAUAUGGUGGAGAUUUACAGAGUCCAUUAUCCGAGAUGGAUGAAAGUUUCAAAGCAGAAUUGAGAAAAUACAUAAACAGCCUUGAUCAAUUCUUGAUUAAUGAAGUAGCAGAUGAAAGUAAAAGAAUUGGUGAAGUGAAAUAUAACGAUUCUUUUGGACCCGACGGUACUUUCAAGAAUUUAUGUGUUGAUUAAAAAAAAUGAUUGACAGUUUUCGACCUAAAUAA
Messenger RNA from Zophobas morio, 1088 nucleotides. RefSeq names its product clavesin-1-like. The transcript has 5 exons. Gene Ontology annotation, molecular function: phosphatidylinositol bisphosphate binding. Lineage: Eukaryota; Metazoa; Arthropoda; Insecta; Coleoptera; Tenebrionidae. The record is from RefSeq and is a predicted model, not a curated record. The coding region runs from base 1 to 1056 and encodes 351 amino acids. Gene Ontology annotation, cellular component: membrane.